AUGACUGUUGAGCAAACUGGAGUCUAUCUAUAUGAAGCAGGCUUUUUUAAUAGUCGUUCUGGUGUUUGAAGGGUAGUGAUGAUGUCAACUUGCUCAAUCUCUUGGGCUGGAUUUGAGAUGGUUAGUAAAGUCAGUAAUUGACCGAUAGCUAUUAAAACCAGAGAAUUUAGACCUAGGUUUAAGCCAGGUAUUCUCUACCACCCUACAACGAAAUCUGUGGAGCAUAGAAUCAAACGAAUAGGGACAUUAUAG
Molecule: messenger RNA, 252 nt
Organism: Blepharisma stoltei
Lineage: Eukaryota; Ciliophora; Heterotrichea; Heterotrichida; Blepharismidae
Source: the annotation of a GenBank genome assembly